Molecule: messenger RNA, 1836 nt
Organism: Annulohypoxylon maeteangense
Lineage: Eukaryota; Fungi; Ascomycota; Sordariomycetes; Xylariales; Hypoxylaceae
Exons: 1
Coding region: 114-1616 (500 amino acids)
Source: RefSeq, a predicted model, not a curated record
CAUACACAUACCCAUCUGUCUACGUGAAUAACCUAGGUACAAACGUUGCUCGAACCUUAAAGAUAAAAUAUAAGUCCCGCCAGGUGACGAAGUAGAGAGAAAAAAAGAAGAAAAUGGACGACGCGGACCAACUGCGGGCGGACAAGGAGGUGGAGCUAGAAACAGCCAGAGUCACCGUCAAGAACGCGCAAGUGACGGUCAAGGACGCGCACGACUGGGUGCAUGCGCUGCAGGCGAGGAAAACGUCAGACGGGGGGAUGGUCAUGCCAGGACCGUACAUGAUCGCCAACCUGGACCGGGUGCUCGCGACAGCGUGGGACUCGCUCGACACCGCAGUGGAUGCGAUAUCAGUCGCGGAAAAGUUCCCGUCCGCGGACGCGGAAGAGACACUCGGCGGCGCAUUCAAAGAAGCGGUGAAAGACACGCCGAUAUUCCGCGAUGUGAUCACUUAUUUGGAGGAAUUCAUUCUGGAGUGGAGCCAUAUGUUUGACCGCGGCACGGGACGCAGGGUGAAGGCGUAUGGGUCUGAUGUGAUCGAGGCGAAGGCCAGGAAGGAGCUGGCGAAGCUUGAUUGGAAGGAGUAUGACUCGUCGCCGGUUCCAACAGAGGGAAGCUCCGUCUCCUCGAGUGAUGCGGAGGAACCUGAUCCUGUGCCGCAACCUGUCAAGCCUCUCCCGCAGCCUGUCCCGCAGCCUGUCCCUCAACCUAUCCCGCAGAUUAUCCAGCCUGCCCCGCAGCCUAUCCCGCAGCCUGUACCGCAGCCUGUACCGCAGCCUAUCCCGCAGGUUUCCCCACAGCUUAUCACGCAACCUAUUCCGCAACCCGUGCCUCGUGUGCCGGGCCCGGUGCCCGCGCCGGAUAAUGGUGUCAUCGGGGGAGGGGAUGGUGGGUUACCUGCUCCGGGUGAUGGUAAUGUUGCGCCUGGGGGUCUAUCAAAGAAGAAGGGGGGCCUUGUCGCAUAUGAUGACGACGACGAAGAUGAAUAUAAAUGGUACGAUGAUGAUGAGGAUAUGAACGGUGGUGGUGGUGGGCAGGAUGGAGACGGAAGUGGGAGUGGGAGUGGAGAUGGGAGCGGGAGCGGGAGCGGAGACGGAGAUGGGAGUGGGAGCGGAGAUGGGAGUGGGAGCGGUGAUGGGAGUGGGGACGGUGAUGAGGAUAGUAGCGGAGACGGUGAUGAGGAUAGCAGCGGGGACGGAGAUGAGAGUGGAAGCGGGGAUGGGGAUGGGGGCGAUGGGGGAGAUGGAGAUGAUCAGAUGCAAGUUGACGAUGAUCAGAUGCAAGUUGACGAUGAUCAGAUGCAAGUUGACGAUGACGACAUGGAUGAUGAUGAAGAUCACGACAUGGAUGAUGAUGCGGAAGAUGAAGACGAUCAACCCGGUGAUGACGUGCCGUCUUCGUCUUCGUCUUCAUCAUCAUCAUCAGAUGCUGGUGCUCCUGCUCCUCCUCCACCCCCCGGCCCUCGCCGUCGUAACCGUCGUGGCCGUCGAGGUGGCCGUCGUCGUCGUCGUCACCGUCAAGAUGGAACCCGCGUGGGAAAUCCCGGUCGUGGGAGCGCCAGGUUUAGGCUCAUCAGAAUGGGCGAGGGUUACGCCCGAAGAUUGCCCAGGAAAAGAUAAAGAUCCUAGCGAAAUGUGAGCGGCUUUUUAUGAUACUUUCAAGGCCUCGAGCUCAGUCCGAACUGUCAUCCAUGAGAGGGUAUGAUAUGUUGAUACAAUAUUGUUUCGGAGAUUUACAGACUCGUAUAUAGAAAGGGGGUCAACGCCAGCGCGUGUAAGAUUGUUAUGUAUUUAAUCUACAUAAGUACCUUAAUUUGAGCGACUUAUGCUAUAAUCAAAA